AUGGCCGAGAACACGAAGCUCUUCACCCCCUUCAAGAUCGGGCAGGUCGGGCUCGACCACCGGGUCGUCAUGGCGCCCCUGACCCGUUUCAGGGCUACCAAGGAAGGCGUCCCUACUCCGGUGAUGGCACAGUAUUACGCGCAAAGAGCUGUCGUUCCGGGAACGCUUCUCAUCUCCGAGGCUUCAUUCAUCACAGAGCGUGCCGGCGGCUAUGCCAACAUCCCUGGUCUCUGGGCGGACGAGCAACUCGCGGAGUGGAAGAAGAUCACCGACGCUGUCCACGCCAAGGGCAGCAAGAUCUUCGUGCAGCUCUGGCACCUCGGCCGCGCCGCAGACCCUGACCCAGCCGGAUCGGGCGGCGCCGUCAGGAACGAGGAGUUCGACUUCAAGAACAACUUCGUCAGCGCCAGCGACGUGCCCAUGGCCGAGGGCCUGCCGGCACCGCGCCCCCUGAGCGAGGAGGAGAUCCGCACCACCAUCAGCGACUACGCCACGGCGGCCAAGAACUCCGUCGAGAAGGCCGGCUUCGACGGCGUCGAGAUCCACGGCGCCCACGGCUACCUGAUCGACCAGUUCACGCAGGACACAAGCAACAAGCGGACGGACCAGUGGGGCGGCAGCAUCGAGAACCGCGCCCGCUUCGCCGUCGAGGUGACCAAGGCCGUGAUCGCGGCCGUGGGCGCCGAGCGCGUCGGCAUGCGACUGAGCCCCUGGAGCAACUUCCAGGGCAUGCGGAUGGCCGACCCAAUCCCCCAAUUUUCCUACCUCAUCCACCAGCUGCGUGCUCUGGACCUCGCUUUCCUCCACCUGGUCGAGCCGCGCGUCGCCGGCGUCGUCGACCGCGACCCCGAGAACGAGAGCCUCGACUUCGCGCUUCAGUCGUGGGGCCGCGAGAAGCCCGUCCUGAUCGCCGGAGGCUACACGACCGAGCGGGCCAUUCAGGCUGUCCAGGCGAAGUACCACGACCACAAUGUCGCCGUAGUCUUUGGCCGCCGCUUCAUCUCCACGCCCGACCUGGUCUACCGCGUCAAGAAGGGCCUCGAGUUCAACGACUAUGAUCGGUUUACCUUCUACAUCAACCAGAAGAAGGGCGACAAGCUGGAGCCGGGCUACAUCGACUACCCCUACUCGCAAGAGUUCAUCAAGGAGUUUGGCAAGCCUGACGUUGCUGUUUAA
Molecule: messenger RNA, 1176 nt
Organism: Anthostomella pinea
Lineage: Eukaryota; Fungi; Ascomycota; Sordariomycetes; Xylariales; Xylariaceae
Source: the annotation of a GenBank genome assembly